AUCGGCCAACAAUGAUCCGUAAACAUGGCGGCGCCCAGUGCAAACUAAACCAGCGUGUUAAGACAGUUCACAAGAACUAAAUUACGUCCGAGUUGCCUUAGCGGAAUUGUUGGCAUGUCGCAAUCUGUGAAGAACGCAUACGACUCACUGAGUCCCACGACUGACCGCUCAACUGGUGUGAUAACUUUCACAUCACGAAAUAAUGCUCCGCCGGGUGCCGUGAUGCUGACCAAAGAAGCGGCGCUGAAACAUCAAUUGGAACUAUUCGCGAAGUGGAAACCACAACGUGAUGUGUGGCCUGUCACAUACGGCGCUGCUAUAUCUGGAAUCGCAGCAGCAUUUGGCGGUGCUGUGCUGAAUGCCAUCUUCAGGAAGCAUUAUGUGUUACGAAAUAUCGGCCUAGUGGCCACCACUCUACCUAAUUUUGGCUUGCCCGGCGUGCUCGCAUACAUUGCAAGCGCUCAUGCAAUGCACGACAUCGUUGUUAUGGACACUCAUUGUGUUGUAUGCACGCAGACAAAGGCUAUGGCAUUGCAGUUAGGUUUCGGAGCCAUCUACCCAUGCAUCAUGGCUCCACUGGCUUGUCUGACCAUUGCUGCGCGCUCAUUUACUUAUCCAGUGCCCCCUUACAGAACACACUACAAGGACAUCCUCACCGACAUUUACAGAGUCUUCAGAAAGCACAGGAUUACGCUUGCUGGCCUAACAGCCUUCCAAUGCAUUUUUGCCUUUGGCCUCCUCCACAUGCAGAUGCGUUCUGUGAUCAAGGUGCAGAGGAAGCUUGCGGAACUGUGAGCUCUGCUCAAUAUCCCAUUGGAAUGUAGUUUUCUAUUUUUCAGUGAACUCAACUGCUCAUUGCAGUGAAAGAAUGUCGAUAUAUGCAAGGACGUGUGUAUGCGCAAAUAAUUUGGUGUACGCGCAACGCUGAUUGCCAGCAAGCGUGAUGCUUGUCAGCUCUGUCUUUUUUGGUGUUGUUUUUUUCAAACAUGUUGACUAGAUCAUGUUGACCAUGUGCAACGACUCUUUAUUUACUGUGUACAAGAAGCUGCUCACCGUCAGCAAUUCUGUAAUAUUGUGCAGCUGUGCUUAAUCAGAAAUAUUGAAACAGGUUUCCUUAAGUAGAGAUCUAGCAGCUUUUGCAUUAUGCCUUGACAACCACUGCUAGACAACAAUGCCUAGAAAAAUAAAAUUACUUGUGUAGUCAUUUCAACAGUUAUCGCAUACAAAAUUAUGUUGCAGUGAUGUUAUUCUGUAGUUCUAUUAUAGGAUUCUCUUUAUGUGCCCAUCUUUGGAAGAUGCACACACAGAUGUAAACAUUUGGCAAUUUCCAUGACAUGCCCAAAAGAUUCCGCUGCAGUCACUAUUAGCCUGGAUGAAAAGAACAAUGCUGCAUUGCUUGGAAUUUAUCUCUUCCUUGAAAGUAUACUAAACGUCACACCAAGAGAACUUUUGUAGACAUUGCCUUAGCUGUGUGUUUGACGAUGAUGUCAAAUCCAGACUUGCUGCUAGAUUUGAAUACUAACAUGAUGGCUUGCUCAACAGACCUGUCUCAUCACACUGUGUUCCAAGUGCGUGAACAUAGGUUAUGCAGAUGCCAGGAUGCCUACAGUUUUCUCCGACCUUGUGCCAUGCCAGAGCUGCUACACAAUUUUGACUACCUUGCUUAGGUUGACCAUAUUCAGUUUUGCUAGUGGAUUAUAUUUGUAUGGUGUUUUAGAGCACUGUGGUGGAAGAACCACUAAAAUGAAAAGGUUUCAUCAAUGUUGCCUUUAUAGUGAUGGCAGUGAAAAUGGCUGAGAAAUGCAUCUGCUUAUAAGCAAGCAAAUGGCUGAUCACACAGGGUACUUAUGCUGAGGAUCGGGGAAGGGAUCAUCUGCAAUGUUGCUGGCAAGCCUUUUCUUUUACACAUCCUGCGAGCAGCACGGUUGCCCACCACCAUGGUUUGCACAAGGUCGAUCCAAAUAGGUCACGGAGCUUUGGGCGAAAAGUGGUUCAGGGCGAAUUGGAACUGACA
Dermacentor silvarum is the source of this 2014-nucleotide messenger RNA. RefSeq names its product transmembrane protein 126A-like. Lineage: Eukaryota; Metazoa; Arthropoda; Arachnida; Ixodida; Ixodidae. The record is from RefSeq and is a predicted model, not a curated record. Bases 115 to 795 code for a protein of 226 amino acids. The transcript has 2 exons.